UUGGGGGUGAGGCUUUUCUGGGCACCUUGAAGGGCCUGGAGUAGGAGGUCUACUCACUGCCUGUGGGACUGUGGGUGUGUGCCUCAGUUUCUCUUUUGGUGUGGUAAUGUCUCAUCUCAAGGGGUCUUAAGGGGCUGUAAGUUGAGAUUUCUGGAGGUGAGACUGAGCUGGAGGGAGUGGGGGUGCCAUUGGCUGUAGUGUCAGGGUCGGGGGAGAAGAGGGCCCCCGUUCCCAUGCUGCCUUGGGAGUUCCCAGUCCCCUCUGCGGCCCCAGCAUUGCCUGGCACUGAGCUGCACUUGGACUCAUGCAAAACUGCAGCUGAACCUCCCACCACCCCCUUUACGCGGGCUGGUCAGAACACGCAUCACGCCGAUCGAUGGGGAAACUGAGGCUUAGAGGGGGAAGUGACCUUCCUGGGGUGACGCAGAGGCCCCGUGUUCAAUCAGGACACUCUUUGACCCCUCUGGAAGUCAGUAAUAAGGUUUGCUGAACUGGAGUUCAGAGGCCCCUGGACCCCCAAGACCAUCCAGGGAGCCUGUUGUCUUCUGGAGCACAGGAGGUCCCCAGAGGAACCAGGGUCUAGGGGACCAGGGUCUAGGAACCAAUUCAGGCCCCACGGCACAGGUGGAGCCAUGCUGCGGAUCCUGUUUCUGGCACUCUGUGGCCUGCUGACCCACACACGAGCUGACCCCGGGGCGCUGCUGCGGCUGGGCCUGGACAUCAUGAACCGGGUACAGAGUGCCAUGGAUGAGAGCCAUAUCCUGGAGCAGAUGGCAGCUGAGGCGGGCAAGAAGCGGCCGGGAAUGAAACCCAUCAAGGGCAUCACCAAUCUGAAGGUGAAGGAUGUGCAGCUGCCUGUCAUCACACUGAGCUUCCUACCUGGGGUGGGCAUCUUCCAGUGUGUGUCCACCGGCAUGACCAUCACUGGCAAGAGCUUCAUAGGUGGGAACAUGAAGAUCAUCGUGGUUCUGAACAUCACAGCCACCAACCGGCUUCUGCAGGAUGAGAAAACGGGUCUCCCCACGUUCAAGAGUGAGGGCUGUGAGGUCGUCCUGGUCAGCGUGAAGACCAACCUGCCUAGCAACAUGCUGCCUAAGGUUGUCAACAAGUUCCUGGACAGCACCCUACACAAAGUGCUUCCUAGCCUGAUGUGUCCAGCCAUCGACGCGGUCCUGGUGUAUGUGAACAGGAAGUGGGCCAACCUGAAUGCUCCCAUGCCCGUGGGCCAGAUGGGCAUCGUCAAAUAUGUCCUGACAUCCAUGCCAACCACCACAGCCAACUAUCUCCAAGUAGCCUUCAGUCCUGUGGUGCAGCAGCAAGAGGGCAACACCAUCCAGCUUGCUGAUGCCGGGGAGGCCCUCGAGUUCCCUGAGGGGUAUGCUGAAGGCUCUUCACAGCUGCUGCUCUUGGCCACCUUCCUCACCACAGAGCUUGCCCUUCUGCAGAAGUCCUUUAAUGUGAAUGUCCAGGAUAUGAAGAUUGGUAAGCUGCCCCCACAAACCACUAAGACACUGGCUGGCUUCAUCCCUAAAGUAGCUAAGGCCUAUCCCAAGACGAAGCCCUUGGUGACCCAGAUCAGGAUAAACAAGCCCCCCAAGGUCACCAUGAAGACAGGCAAGAGCCUGCUGCACCUCCAUGGCACCCUGGAGAUGUUUGCUGCUCGGAGGCGAGGGAAGGCUCCUGUAUCCCUCUUUCUCCUGGAAACUCACUUCAACCUGAAAAUCCACUACUCAGUUCGUGAGGACCGGCUGCUGAUGCUCACCUCUCUGGACAGAUUACUGAGCCUAUCACGGGAGUCCUCCUCGAUUGGUGCCUUCAGUGAGAAGGAGUUGACUGGCUUCAUCACUGAUUAUCUCCAAGAGGCGUAUGUCCCAGUCGUCAAUGAUGUGCUCCAAGUCGGGUUCCCACUUCCAGACUUGCUGGACAUAGAUUACAACCUGGCGGAGCUGGACAUAGUAGAGAAUGCCCUGGUGCUGGUGCUCGACUUGAAGCUGGACUGACGGGGGCAGGGUCUGCCCGCAUGCCACCGACCGGCUGUGCCCUCUGGAGGAGCCCCUGAUUGGAGCCGGUGGGCCUGGCCCCUUCCCACCAGUGGACACCUCCUUUGAAGAGGAGUAAGCGGGGCAGGCCGGGCUGGGCCUUGUCAAUAAA
Molecule: messenger RNA, 2151 nt
Organism: Panthera uncia (snow leopard)
Lineage: Eukaryota; Metazoa; Chordata; Mammalia; Carnivora; Felidae
Gene: BPIFB6
Product: BPI fold containing family B member 6
Exons: 15
Coding region: 633-2000 (455 amino acids)
Molecular function (GO): lipid binding
Source: RefSeq, a predicted model, not a curated record